Messenger RNA from Ctenocephalides felis (cat flea), 4015 nucleotides. RefSeq names its product hemicentin-1-like. Lineage: Eukaryota; Metazoa; Arthropoda; Insecta; Siphonaptera; Pulicidae. Gene Ontology annotation, molecular function: cell adhesion molecule binding. Gene Ontology annotation, cellular component: cell-cell junction. Gene Ontology annotation, biological process: cell-cell adhesion. The record is from RefSeq and is a predicted model, not a curated record.
GCUAUGGAUACACGAGAAGGCGAAGAUGUCACAUUAAAAUGCCGAUUCCACCUCCAACCAUUAUCAAAUCUCACAUAUUUCUGGUUGAGGAACAAUAAACAAAACCACGACAGCGUGGCGAUUAAUGAUGUGCCAUUGGAUAAAAAUUACAAAUUGGAUUAUCGUCCAGAGCAAGGACGUUACGAUCUUUUGAUCAAAAAUGCUUCAUACGAUCGCGACAAUGGUCGAUUCGAAUGUCGAGUGAAAGCCGGAGGUUCUGGUGAUAAUUUACACGAACAAAGCAUGGCUCUCACAGUUUUGGCACCACCUAGGCAACCAUCAGUGUCACCAGGAAAUAGGGCUGUUGCCACAGAAGGAAGACCUUUGGAACUGACUUGUAGCAGCACUGGAGGAUCACCGGAUCCCGUCAUAAGGUGGUAUCGUGAUGACUCUCAACAUCCGUUAGAAGCUUCUCUGAAAUACGGUGGUUCAAGAGAUCAGCCAACUUCGUCGACUUUGCGCAUAACUCCGGCUAAGGAGGAUGAUGGAGCAGUUUUCCGAUGCUCGGCUUGGAAUAGAGCUAUGCCUGCAGGUGCUAGAUUGGAAGCUGCAGUAUCUCUAAGCGUAAACUAUUUUCCAAGAGUAUCAGUAGGACCUGCGAAUCCAUUAAGCGUGGAACGUGACAGCACAGCUACUCUUGUAUGUUCAGUCGAAGCUAAACCAGAAGUCACUAGUGUAAAAUGGAUGAGGGACGAUGUUGUAAUAAGCACUGCUUUCAAGCAUACCAUCCACAGAGUUUCCGAAACCGAUGCUGGCCGUUACACCUGCACAGCUGAUAAUAUGCUAGGCCGUGCCGAUUCUAAAGAAAUUAUGCUCGAUGUUCUGUACCCGCCAAUUGUGGUCAUCGAAUCGAAAACUCGGGAAACUGAAGAAGGCGAGAUGGUCAACAUUCGUUGUAAUGUCACAUCUAACCCGGCUCCGAUUUCUAUCGAAUGGGUUAAAGAAAACAAACCAGAUUUCAGGCAAAGUGGAGAAAUUUUGAGAUUAGCUCGUGUGGAUGCCGAUUCUGCCGGCACUUACUGGUGUCGCGCAACUAACAUCUUGAUUAACAACAACCGCCAAAAAUCGGAACGUGUUGGAAACUCUUCCAUUGCUCUUUUAGUACGCCAUAGACCUGGUAGAGCAAAGAUCAACCCCAGCAAACCAGUAGCUCAGGAAGGUUCCGGUGUAACUUUACGUUGUACAGCGUCACCUCCGGGAUGGCCCGCACCACAAUUCAGAUGGUUCAGAGACGGUGAUAGUGAUUCAGUCUCUGGAACAGUUUUGGCAACCGGUUCUAUGUAUACAAUUCCCAGUGCUCAUUUAGGUAGCGAAGGCACAUAUCACUCAAGCAUUAACGAACUUGGUCAAGGAGAUAUGGCUAGCAUAAAUUUAGAAGUAUACCAACCUCCAAGAUUUUUGUCAAAAUUACAACCACAUAUGACACGAAGAGUUGGAGAUACAGAUUUUUCAGUAACAUGCAGUGCACAUGGAAAACCAAAACCUUUGGUACAUUGGUUAAAAGACGGCCAAGAAAUCACACCCGAUGUAAAUUUAUUCGAAGUCAAGUCAGAUACGUCAUCCAACCACAAUGCCGUAGUAACAGUUAUUAGCACAUUGCGAUUCCAAGGAAGAGCUAGACCAGAAGAUAAUCAAUUGUUGCCAGGUGAUCGAGGUGUCUAUAGCUGUGUGUAUGAAAAUGAAGUAAGACGAGCUGAAUCAACUAUGCAUUUACGAAUAGAACAUGCACCAAUUGUUUUACAUCAAUAUGAUAAAGUAGCCUAUGAAACGCGUGAAACUGCAGAAGUUGUUUGCAAGAUACAAGCUUAUCCUAAGCCCGAGUUUCAUUGGUCUUUCGGAUCGAGUUCAGCUGAUAUAACCUCCGAUAAGCAUUAUGAAAUAUCAACGAGUACUGAUAAUAAUGAUGUAUACACUAGUGUUCUGAAAAUCGAUCAUAUCAGACACAACGAUUAUGGCGAGUAUAAUUGUCGAGUCGUCAAUAGUCUUGGAAACAUCAAGACCCCAAUUAGACUUCAACCCAAAGGACCACCAGAGAAGCCCAAGAAUUUGCAAGCGGUUGAAGUUGGUCCCGAUUAUGUAUCUCUAUUCUGGGAUCCAGGAUUUGACGGCGGAUUAUCAAACACGAAAUUCUUUGUAUCAUAUAGAAAAGUAGCAGUUGCUAAAGAAGAUAUUGUGCCUGGAGACUGCGCGAUUGUAGCAGUGAGAAAUUCAGAUUGGUUGGAAUUCGAUUGUCAAAGAAACAUGCCAUGCAAUAUAUCUUCAUUGGAUCAACAUCAAAACUACGUAUUUAAGGUAAAAGCUUUGAACACUAAAGGAAACAGUGACUAUUCCAAUGAGAUUGCUACCACAACGAAGGUAGAUCGCAUUCCGGCACCCCAGCAAGUAACAUUUGAUCCUAGCACAAAGACCUUAUCCGUUAGAGUAGGAGCAACAUGCCUAUCUUUGAUCGGAAUAGUUGAAUCUGUUGUAAAUAGUGCCACAUCGCCACUCAACAUGUGGCAAAUUGUUGAAUCUAUUCCCAUGCAAGUAUCGGGCAACGGACCAACUUACAAAAACGCUAUCAUCGAACAUUUGAAUGUGCAACAACGGCCGAAGAGUACAGGACGAACAUUAUCUGAUGAGGGUGUUUAUAUGGCGGUUGAGGAAGAUUUGGGGCCAAGGAUUAGGAUGAAAUUAUGUUUGAGAGCUAAUCAUGAGCAUUGUGGAGAUUACACGAAUGCAGAAAUCGGACCAUCCUACAUCAAAGAAGCCUCUGCCUUGGCAACGCCAACACUCAUCGCAAUUAUUGUCUCGUGUAUAGUGUUUAUUCUUUUUGUUGGUUUGUUGCUAAUGUUCUGCCGUUGCAAGCGAAAGAAUCAGAGCAAAAAAGCUAGCGCUAAAGAUUACGAAAUGGAUUCAGUUAGGCCUUCGAUCGUAGCUCAACAAAACCAGGCUCCGCCACCAUAUUACCCGGCCACCGGGUUGGAGAACAAGGCGUUGGAACAUUCUAUGGACCUCGCGAUGGCCAUGGAAGAUCCAAAGAAUUCAGUUUACGCUACACAGAAUGGUUACGGUUAUCACCCGAACCCUAAUUUCUCAGGGGUCAACAUGGGGUACAUGGACAACAGUUAUUCCAAUUCCAACAACGGCGGCAGUGUCAAUUCGCAGGAUUCUUUGUGGCAGAUGAAAAUGGCAGCAGCUGCCAAUAAUGGUGUUAACGCAGUCGGAAAUAACAUGCUUCCAGUCCAUCACAAUAAUAUGACGGUCGACAGGCAGAAUUCAUAUGGCGGUUACGAUCCUUUGGCUCAUGGCGGUUACGGAACCGCUGAUGAUUACGCACAUUAUCCUCAAAGCAAUCAUGGAGGUAUUAAUAAUGGAGUUGAUGACUACCAUAUGAGGGCUAGCCAAAAUCCGUCCAGGCAGGAAUACGUCAGCGAUCCCUAUGCAGCUGUGCAUAAGCCGAAAAAGCGAAUGGAACAACAUAUGGAUUCCCCUUACCAUGAUGUGAGUGGUCUCCCAGACCCCUACAUGGAUCAGCCGAUGGAACAGCCAAUGGACCAACCGAUGGAGCCGAUCGAGCAAAAGCCGCCCCAGCACAUGUCCCUGAGUUACGACGAGAGCCUCGAGAGCGGAUAUUCCACACCAAAUUCAAGGAACCGUCGAGUGAUUCGUGAAAUAAUUGUCUGAGUGGACGUUAAUCCGACUAACGGACAUGAUACCCUUAAAAGACCUUACAAGACUUCUGUCAGUUGAGACCAAAAGUUUAACGAAAACAUGUCUCCUAUAUAAAUUACUUAACCAAAGUGUUCAAGUACUUAGUAGGAUAUAUCUUUUUAUAACAAUUGACAAAAGGUGGUUUUUUGAAAUUUACUAAAUACGAAUCUAAAGCCUAUAAUGCGUCUGUUAUAAUUAAUUUUAGCGGAACAGAAGACUGCCACAAAAAUAUCAAUGACCUAAUUAAAUUUUAAAGGUAUUAAAAAUUAUUAUGCCUAUAAAU